CUGCAGAGUAGGUCUCUUCAUCGUCAAUACAUACUGACCAGCCUGUAGAGAAACGGACUGUCGUCUGUCACUUUUUCAUUCUUGUCAGCGUAUAAGAAUACUUUUCUUGCUCACCUCGUCUCAAGCAGUCAAGGUGGAGUCUCCGCGAUACAACAUGGCCGCGCAUGACUUGAGCCCAAGGGACUCAGGGAGUCGGCGCACAGUCCAGCUUUCUGGCCAAGCCAGCUUCUGGUCAAUGCCAAAGGAAAAUCUACGACGGCGAAUCACAGCUCUCGAGACCAUCGUGGGGUGGUGCCGUGCGGGUAGCGACUUGCAGUACUUGAGGGUACCUUGCUGUCACUGGCAAGGGUGGUCGGCCAUAUUGCGCUAGCAACGACCAGGGCUGAUGGAGGAGUCAGGAGGGGCCCGGCGAGAUGUGGGAGCAGACAGGACGUUGGCGAGAGACUGAGAAAGGCAUCCAUUCUCUCUCGCGGUCACAAUCUCCCCGUUUCUCUGUCUCUCUGUCUUACGCCGUCCCAUUCACGCGUCCUCUCCUCUCUUCUUCUCGACGACAGAAAACACCGGUCCGUGUAACUAGUACUGCACCACUGCAGCCUAGGUGGAGGAGAGAGAUGCUGCCAAGGAUGCCCCGAAAAUCCACUUGUCAUCCACCGCCGACGAGAGCCAAGCUGACAGCGAUUCGGUCGUGUCUUCUCUCCCUCGUCGUUAUACGGUGGCCACUGGGCUCUUUAAUUAGCAUGGCCUUCCUUACGGCACUGACGGCACAGAUGGGAACUGCCCUGGGGGUGGAGGAGCAAGGAAGCCAGUGGCAGCGAGCAUCAAGACCCCGGUUGUCGUCUUGGCACAAGCCGGUGCGACGUGAGACCUCACCACCUCACUGCUCACCUCACAUCCCACACCGUUCUUAUCCGCCCGUGUUCGCCCAUGUUCGCCAUCCAUCGUAUGGGUGAUGGUAUGGGUACAGGCAGUCUUGUUUCCCAUACUCCGUUCCCCCAUCCCAUUCAUUCUCGCACCUUGCCUG
Colletotrichum godetiae is the source of this 1021-nucleotide messenger RNA. RefSeq lists its product as uncharacterized. The coding region runs from base 414 to 950 and encodes 178 amino acids. The record is from RefSeq and is a predicted model, not a curated record. The transcript has a single exon. Lineage: Eukaryota; Fungi; Ascomycota; Sordariomycetes; Glomerellales; Glomerellaceae.